AUGCCGGCACUCACCAAGACCACAUCGACACUGGCUCGCGCCUGCGCGGCUCGUCAAUUGACCAUCUCGCGAGCCGGCUGCACCGCCCUUCAAAAGCGAAACGUCUCCCAGGCAUCGGGAACCUCAUCCUUCGACAGCCCUUUCCGCGGCGUCGGGAACCAGCAUGAUCAUACGACGAAGAUCCCUGAUUUCUCGAAGUACCGGAGUAAAUCGAGCGAGGGCGGGAACAAGGUGUUCUCGUACUUCAUGGUCGGAUCGAUGGGCGCGCUCACGGCGAUGGGAGCAAAGUCUACCGUGAAUGAUUUCCUAGUCAACAUGUCCGCAUCCGCCGACGUUCUGGCUAUGGCCAAGGUCGAGGUGGAUCUUGCCGCAUUACCCGAGGGCAAAAACGUCAUCAUCAAAUGGCGAGGCAAGCCGGUGUUCAUCCGCCACCGAACAGCAGACGAAAUCAAAGAGGCCGAGGGCGUGGCAUGGGAGUCGUUGCGUGACCCCCAACCCGAUUCAGACCGUGUACAGAAGCCUGAAUGGUUGGUUAUGGUCGGUGUAUGCACACAUUUGGGAUGUGUCCCAAUCGGUGAGGCUGGAGACUUCGGUGGCUGGUUCUGCCCAUGCCACGGAUCGCAUUAUGACAUCUCCGGUCGUGCUCGCAAAGGACCCGCCCCUCUCAACCUUGAGAUCCCCGAAUACAGCUUCCCGGAAGAAGACAAGCUCAGCAUUGGUUGA
Molecule: messenger RNA, 723 nt
Organism: Eremomyces bilateralis CBS 781.70
Lineage: Eukaryota; Fungi; Ascomycota; Dothideomycetes; Eremomycetales; Eremomycetaceae
Product: ubiquinol-cytochrome c reductase-like protein iron-sulfur subunit
Exons: 4
Coding region: 1-723 (240 amino acids)
Biological process (GO): mitochondrial electron transport, ubiquinol to cytochrome c
Cellular component (GO): membrane
Molecular function (GO): quinol-cytochrome-c reductase activity; 2 iron, 2 sulfur cluster binding
Source: RefSeq, a predicted model, not a curated record